AUGUCUCACAGAAAGUUCUCCGAGCCAAGACACGGUUCUUUGGGUUUCCUUCCAAGAAAGAGAGCCUCCCAACAGAGAGGUCACAUUAGAGCCUUCCCUAAGGAUGACAAGACUAAGCCAGUUCACUUGACUGCCUUCCUCGGUUACAAGGCUGGUAUGACCACCAUUGUCAGGGAUCUUAACAGACCAGGUUCCAACGUCCACAAGAGAGAGAUCGUUGAGGCUGCUACUGUCGUCGACACUCCAGAGUUGGUUGUCGUUGGUGUUGUUGGAUACGUUGAGACUCCAAGAGGUUUGAGAUCAUUGACCACUGUUUGGGCCGAGCAUUUGUCCGACGAGGUCAAGAGAAGAUUCUACAAGAACUGGUACAAGUCUAAGAAGAGAGCAUUCGCCAAGUACUCCGAGAAGUAUGCUAACGGUGCUGCUGACAUCGAGACUGAGUUGGCCAGAGUUAAGAAGUACUGCAGUGUCGUCAGAGUGUUGGUCCACACCCAGAUCAGAAAGACACCAUUGAGCCAGAAGAAGGCACACUUGGCCGAGAUCCAGCUCAACGGUGGAUCUGUUUCCGACAAGGUUGACUGGGCUAAGGAGCACUUCGAGAAGACUGUUCCUGUUGACACCGUUUUCGAGCAAGACGAGAGUGUUGAUGUUAUCGCCGUUACCAGAGGUCACGGUUACGAGGGUGUUACGCACAGAUACGGAACUACCAAGUUGCCAAGAAAGACCCACAGAGGUGCAAGAAAGGUUGCUUGUAUUGGACCAUGGCAUCCAUCCCAUGUUAACUGGGCUGUUGCCAGAUCCGGUCAGAACGGUUACCACCACAGAACCUCCGUCAACAACAAGGUUUACAGAGUUGGUAAGGCCGGCGACGAAGCUUCUGGUUCUACCGACUUCGACAGAACCAAGAAGACCAUCAACCCAUUGGGUGGCUUCGUUAAGUACGGUGAGGUCAAGAACGAUUUCGUCUUGUUGAAGGGUUCUAUUCCAGGUCCUGUCAAGAGAAUCAUCACCUUGAGGAAGGCUUUGCACCACCCAACCAACAGAAAGGCUUUGGAGAAGGUCAACUUGAAGUGGAUCGAUACCUCUUCUAACUUCGGUAAGGGUAGAUUCCAGACUGCUGCUGAGAAGCACGCUUUCUUGGGUACCUUGAAGAGAGACUUGGAGAACUAA
This is a messenger RNA of Brettanomyces bruxellensis, 1170 nucleotides long. It is a transcript of the gene RPL3, whose product is annotated as 60S ribosomal protein L3. The transcript has a single exon. Gene Ontology annotation, molecular function: structural constituent of ribosome; RNA binding. Lineage: Eukaryota; Fungi; Ascomycota; Pichiomycetes; Pichiales; Pichiaceae. Gene Ontology annotation, biological process: translation; ribosomal large subunit assembly. The record is from RefSeq and is a predicted model, not a curated record. Bases 1 to 1170 code for a protein of 389 amino acids. Gene Ontology annotation, cellular component: cytosolic large ribosomal subunit; ribosome.